UUCUUUUUUCAUGGGUUUGCGCACUCGCUUACGAGGAAAUGCAUUCUCAGAAACUGAACAUGUUUCAACUGUAUUCGAGACCCCAAACAUGGCUCUACAUGAUUCUAUGCUGGCUGUCGCCCAUAAUUCUGGUCAUGAUCAACACUGUCAUGCAUUUCCUGCAAUUUGAUUGGCUGAUGCAGAUCUACGGCGGCCAAUCAUGUUCAGUCAGUAAUGUGGCCAUCUUCCUGUUCUCGUCUGUGUUGCCGACUGCCAUCCUGGUGACGUUGAGUGUGUUCUUCCUCAUAGUGGCUCUGUACCACCACAAGCCCCCCUCCCCCACCUGGAGUGUGGAGACUGCAGAGUUCCACAGACGCUGGCUGUACGCCUCCCUCAUUUUUCUCUUCCUCACAGGCAUGACGUGGUGUCUGCACUUGCUCUACAACAUUGUGCAACUAGCCUACGCUUACUACGCAUGCAGCUUCGCACUCCAUAUCCAGAGCUCAGUGUUCGGAGUAAUCAUCGGCUACUUUAUGCGACUCGAACGAAUAUUCGAACAGGAGCAUCAACGUAGAUGGCGCGACGCUCUUUCCAAACGAAUGAUCCCAUAUCAUAAAAGUAGUCCCAACAAAUGCGCCACUUUGACCGUGAACCCUGCAACAUCCGUUAGCAUCAAGUCAUUGACUCCCUCACUUAGACAUAAAAGCGGGUUUGGUAAUAUCGGAACGCCAAACUUUGCAACCAAAUCAGCAACACUUGGGCCCCCGUGCAAACCAUUACGAAGCCUCAGCGACAACGGAGUUUUUAGUCUUCGCCCCGUAAAUUCAGGUGUGAAUCAUUUACCAAAUAUGUUACCAAGUCCAAUGGCUCGUUUUAACACGUUACAGAACCCGAGAAGUUUGGUACCGGUAUUUUCUCGGAAUCUGAAUAACCCAAAUUUAUCUGGAACGUGUCAAUUACGAGCAAAUCUGGACCGUUCGCCACUUGAUCGCGCUAGACGCGAAAGUCCUUCGGAUAUAACUUCGGAACAUAACGGCAACAAUUCGGAUUCGGAAGAAAACGCAUUUCUAAGCCCGAAUAACGACAACGCCUCGGCAGGCAGCAGCUCACUUUCCUCGAGCCAAUCCAGCACAUAUAAGCGAGUUACUUUCAGCCAAUCAGGACCACCCAGAACUGAAACAUCCAAUCAGAAUACAGAACAAACCAGCCAAUCAAAUGAGAACUCGAAUGCGUCUAAAGUCCAAACGCGGAUAAACGAAUCAGAUUCUUUUCGAAAUACAGAGCGAUUAAAUAUCGAAGAAAAUGUCAAUUUAGUGGUCGAGUUAGACUCUGAGCCUACCUGUAGUCAACUGAUUGGCCCAUAAAAAUACCCUAUAUUUUACAGGGUUGCUAUCAUUGAGUUUUAUUAUGUUUACCGCAAUUCUAGAAAUGCACAUAAUAAUGUUUCAUAAUUUCGAAUUAGAUUUAUUUCUUUGAAUGUUACAACAAAAAUUUAAAGCCGUCUAAUUA
Messenger RNA from Symsagittifera roscoffensis, 1488 nucleotides. RefSeq lists its product as uncharacterized. Gene Ontology annotation, molecular function: G protein-coupled receptor activity. Bases 39 to 1343 code for a protein of 434 amino acids. Gene Ontology annotation, biological process: G protein-coupled receptor signaling pathway. NCBI's taxonomy places the organism in Eukaryota, Metazoa, Xenacoelomorpha, Acoela, Convolutidae. The record is from RefSeq and is a predicted model, not a curated record. Gene Ontology annotation, cellular component: membrane. The transcript has 3 exons.